Molecule: messenger RNA, 255 nt
Organism: Entrophospora sp. SA101
Lineage: Eukaryota; Fungi; Glomeromycota; Glomeromycetes; Entrophosporales; Entrophosporaceae
Source: the annotation of a GenBank genome assembly
AUGCCAUUCCUUAUUGGUACAAAAUAUGAUCAAUUUGUACUUUUUUCAGAUGAAGAAAAACAAGCUAUUACAAAACAGGCUCGUCGAUUUGCCAAGGCAAUGAAAGCAUCAUUGAUAUUUUGUUCAACGUCUCAUUCGAUCAACAUUCAUAAAAUAUUUAAAAUAGUAUUGUCAAAAGCGUUUGACAUCAAAUGCACGAUUCCAGAGAUUAACGAGGUUGGUGCCCCAAUAUUAGAAUAUAUUAAUAAUACCUAG